GUCAUUUUCCCAAUACAAAAGCAAGGGUUGGAGCUGCGUUCAGAUGUUCCUGUUGGGGGUUUGAGGCAGUUCUUCAGCAGACAGGAUGUCGAGCAAAAGCUUGACGCGGGUGGCGAGCCAGACCCGAUUGGGGGUGGGAGUGGCCGCCAAGUGUUGCAAGGAUGACCGUCGAAUUGAGUACAGCCCCCCCUCCCCGCUCUUUCCGCUCUUUCUAGUUGCUGUCUGUUCUAUCAUCUAUCUCCUCCGCAACACGCCUGCAGUGCCCUUUCUUCUGUGGUUCCUUCCUGAGAAACCAGACGCGAGAAGCUGGGGCGAGCUAGCGGCGGUUGUUCUUCUCUUAGCAGGGGUUGUCCUUGUCCUCCGGGCCGCAGUCCCGUCCCUUCGAUUGUCCCUCGCUCGGAAGAAGAAUGCAUCUGAGAAGGGGAGCGGAAAGCAGCUGCUGCUUCCCACUAGCUUAGCCCCCCACUCCGGAAAGAAACUGCACCAAGCCAAGAUUCUAGCGUCCUCCACUGCAGUGUCCCCAGACAUUGACCUUGCAAAACCCCUCCUAGCAAACAGUGCCCAAGCGUCCUCUCCGACCGGGAGCGAAAAGAGCCGCGCCCUUGCGAAGGCUACAGGGUGUGGUGUGCACAGUUACAGCAAUGGGGACAGAUACGAGGGGGAGUUCUAUCAGGGAAGGUGCGCGGGUAAUGGCGUGUAUUAUUUUGCCAUGAGCGGGCGCUACGAGGGCGAGUGGAUCGACGGCAAGUAUGAUGGGUAUGGCGUUGAAACGUGGUCUCGGGGGAGUCGGUACAGGGGCCAGUACAAGGAAGGGUUGCGAGACGGGCAUGGGGUGUACCGAUUCUACACAGGUGACGUGUAUGCCGGGGAUUGGAGCAAGGGGCAGAGCCAUGGAGUGGGAAUGCAAACAUGCGCGGAUGGGAGCAGAUACAUUGGGGACUUCCAGUGGGGGGUAAAGCACGGGUUUGGGCGAUACCAUUUCAGGAAUGGGGACACAUAUGCUGGCGAGUACUUCAACGACAAGAUGCAUGGGUACGGUGUCUACUCAUUCGCGAACGGUCACCGGUAUGAAGGCGCGUGGCACGAGGGCCGGAAACAGGGGCUGGGGCUUUACACGUUCAGGAAUGGGGAGACGAGAGCGGGAUAUUGGAACAGGGGGGCGCUCGAGACUCGGAGCACUCAAGCGGCGGACCCCCUGGCACCACAUAUGGUGCAUCACAGCAAGGUUCUACACGCAGUCCAGGAAGCCCGGCGUGCUCAGUCCAAGGCCGACGCUUUGUCGUCCAUCAAUCAGGAUAGGGUCAGCGGUGCGGUUUCGGCGGCCAACAGGGCCGCCCUCGCGGCGCGAGUCGCGGCAGUCAAGGCCACUCAACGUGCCACAAUUAGCAGCCUCAGCAGCUUGUCAUUCUCUCCGCUGGCUCAGGCAGCGGGCUAUUAGCACGCGCGCUCUGAUUUGAAUAAGUUGAGGAGUAGAGUCGGGCCUCGUCAUCUCGCGAGGCCCAUUAUUGGGGCGAUUGAGGCGCCUUUUGAGAUGCUAGCUGAUUGGGACGGAUCAGCGGGCGAAUGUGAAGAGGUAAUCAGUGCUGGCAAGCAUUGUGUAUACUAAGUCUAAUGUUGGGGUUCAGGUUUUGACAGAUUCAGCCCGAUCGGACCGAGGCCUUUGCUUAUCAUUGGUUCACGGAUUAGUCCCAGUCAACGAAAGUGUCCUUUGUAGGUAUGGUAUUCACAGCUUAUAUAGUAUGGUACAGAGGGUCCUGCGAACGCGGGACUUGGAACGUGGACCGGACAAUUGCCUAAAGCUUGUUACGCAUCAGACUAUCCUUUAUAUGUAAUCAAUUGGC
Molecule: messenger RNA, 1841 nt
Organism: Klebsormidium nitens
Lineage: Eukaryota; Viridiplantae; Streptophyta; Klebsormidiophyceae; Klebsormidiales; Klebsormidiaceae
Source: the annotation of a GenBank genome assembly